CAGUUGAUGUGCAGUGGAUUUGCUCUUGCUCAGAUGCUCCAGGAUGAAACGCCAUAGAAAUAUCAGCAGCAGUGACAGUUCAGAGGACAAUCCUUCCACUUCCUCUACUUUUGGCUCAAUGUAUAGGAGCAAGUCAAAAAUGCCAAAUGAACGCAAGAAGCCUGCCGAGGUAUUCCGGAAGGACCUUAUCAGUGCCAUGAAGAUUCCAGACUCUCACCAUAUUAACCCUGACAACUAUUACCUCUUCACGGAUACAUGGAAAGAAGAAUGGGAAAAGGGAGUCCAAGUACCAGCCAAUCCAGACACUCUUCCACAGCCUUCUGUCAGGAUUAUGGCCGACAAGAAAAAAGAGGUCCUGUUUGUCCGGCCCCGGAAAUAUAUCCAGUGCUCCAACCCAGAGACCACAGAGCCUGGCUACAUCAACAUCAUGGAGCUGGCGGCAUCUGUGUGCCGCUAUGACCUAGACGACAUGGACAUCUUCUGGCUCCAGGAACUCAAUGAAGACCUCACAGCAAUGGGUUAUGGGCCAGUUGAUGAGAAUCUUAUGGAAAAGACAGUAGAAGUCCUGGAACGCCAUUGCCAUGAAAAUAUGAACCAUGCUAUUGAGACAGAGGAAGGGCUAGGCAUAGAGUAUGAUGAAGAUGUGAUCUGUGAUGUGUGCCGGUCUCCAGACAGUGAAGAAGGGAAUGAUAUGGUGUUCUGUGAUAAGUGUAACAUCUGUGUGCAUCAGGCCUGCUACGGCAUCCUCAAGGUCCCAGAAGGCAGCUGGCUGUGUCGCUCCUGUGUCCUGGGCAUUCAUCCACAAUGUCUGUUAUGUCCAAAGAAAGGUGGAGCCAUGAAGAGCACCAAAACAGGGACUAAAUGGGCUCAUGUCAGCUGUGCCCUGUGGAUUCCAGAGGUCAGCAUUGCUUGUCCUGAGAGAAUGGAACCAAUCACAAAGAUCUCCCAUAUUCCGCCCAGUCGGUGGGCCUUAGUCUGCAGCCUGUGCAAGUUGAAGACAGGUGCUUGUAUACAGUGCUCAAUAAAAAGUUGCAUCACUGCCUUCCAUGUCACCUGUGCCUUCGAGCACAGCCUAGAAAUGAAGACCAUCCUAGAUAAGGGGGAUGAAGUAAAGUUCAAGUCAUACUGCCUCAAGCACAGCCAAAGCAGGCUCAGGGAGUCUGAGUACCCCCUACACAGGGCUUCAGAGCAAAGCCAGGCCAAGAGUGAGAAGACCAGUCUGCGGGCACAGAAGCUUCGGGAGCUGGAGGAGGAGUUCUAUUCCAUGGUCAAAGUGGAAGAUGUGGCCACAGAGCUCGGGCUGCCCAUGCUAAUUGUGGACUUCAUCUAUAACUACUGGAAGCUGAAGCGGAAGAGUAACUUCAAUAAGCCAUUAUUUCCUCCAAAAGAGGAAGAAGAAAAUGUCCUGGUACAGCCAAGAGAAGAGAGUAUUCACACUCGCAUGAGAAUGUUUAUGCACCUACGGCAAGACCUAGAGAGGGUCCGAAACCUGUGCUACAUGAUAAGCAGACGAGAAAAAAUGAAACUAUCAUACAACAAAUUACAAGAACAGAUCUUUGGUUUGCAAGUCAAGCUUGCUAAUGAGGAAAUUGCUGCAGGGCUUCCUGUGACAAAUGCACUAGAAAAUUCAUUGUUUUACCCACCACCAAGAAUUACCUUAAAGUUAAAAAUGCCCAAAUCAGCCACAGAAGAUGGUAGUAACAGCUCCACAGAGCCUGAUCAUGGACCUCUCUCUCCUGAUGACAGCUCCCCUGUUUGUAAUAUGAGGAGCAUGCAGGUGGCUCAAGAUUCACUGGAAAUGAGAAUGAAGUCAUACCCAAAGCAUCCACAAGAGAGCCAGACUGACUGUUUACUGACCAAUCCCAGCGAUGAUAGAAGUGAAGCAGAGGAUCCCAGUCCUGCUUGCAAACCUACAUCUCCUAAGUUCUAUCAUGGGCAGUCUCUGGGAAAGCCUCUGGUCCUUCAGGCUGCCCUGCAUGGACAGUCUUCCAUUGGGAAUGGGAAAAAUCAACCUAACCCCAAGUUUGCCAAAUCCAAUGGCCUAGAGGGUACCUGGUCUGGGGAUGUCACCCAAAAAGACAGCUCAGGUGAGAUGUUCUCUGACCAGGAGCCCAUGCUCAGCUCCCACUUGGGUAGUCAGGGCAGCCUUAGAAAAUCUACUGUAGAGCACUCCAGCAGGUCCUUUAAGGAGGCCACCAAUAAGUGGAUGAAGACCACAGAGAGCCUCCAGCGCUAUGUGAAGGCAGCCAAGAAUAUUAACCCCAAAGAGCAGCUCUGGGGCAAGCAACUUGUUAGGCGGUCUGCAGGGAGAGCUCCAUAUCAGGAGAAUGAUGGGUAUUGCCCAGAUGUGGAGCUGAGUGAUUCAGAAACAGAAAGUGAUGGGAAUGAAGAAAAAGUCAGGGUAAAGAGAGAGAGUUCAGACAGGGAAAAUCCUCCCCAUGAUUCCAAACAGGAUUGCCAUGGUAAAAGCAAGACAUAUCCUCUUUCCCACAGUUCAAUGCAGAGGUGAUUAGAAAUUCCAAGAAAACCUCCAUCUUUGCCUUUGCCUCAUAUAUUGGGGAAAACUCAUACACCAAAAUGACUAUAGUAUAUGUUGGGAGGAAUUGUAGUAAGAUGGAAUAAAUUUUUC
Molecule: messenger RNA, 2629 nt
Organism: Budorcas taxicolor (takin)
Lineage: Eukaryota; Metazoa; Chordata; Mammalia; Artiodactyla; Bovidae
Gene: JADE3
Product: jade family PHD finger 3
Exons: 11
Coding region: 44-2509 (821 amino acids)
Biological process (GO): regulation of transcription by RNA polymerase II
Cellular component (GO): histone acetyltransferase complex
Source: RefSeq, a predicted model, not a curated record